This is a messenger RNA of Frankliniella occidentalis (western flower thrips), 2105 nucleotides long. RefSeq names its product calaxin. The transcript has 4 exons. Lineage: Eukaryota; Metazoa; Arthropoda; Insecta; Thysanoptera; Thripidae. Gene Ontology annotation, molecular function: calcium ion binding. The coding region runs from base 28 to 759 and encodes 243 amino acids. The record is from RefSeq and is a predicted model, not a curated record.
GGGGCGCCGGGGGCUGCGGGGGCGGCCAUGGACGACGGGGGCGGCGGCGGCGGGGCGGGCGCCGGGGGCGGCACCACGGCGCGGAGCAGGGCCCGGCAGCAGGGCAACAGCGGCGGCAAGACCUCCGCCAAGCUCAUGGAGUACUUCAAGAGGAAGACGCACUUUAGCAGGGAGGAGAUCGAGUCGCUGUGCCGGGUGUACCGCAAGCUGGUGGCCACGAGCCACGCGCACAACUCUGGAGCCGCGGUGCUGCCGCCGCCCAACGUGGCCGUCGUCACGGAGGGCCUGGACCGCGUGGCCUUCCGCGAGCUGCUGCACAACACGUUCGACAUGGUGACGGAGGAGGUGCUCAUGGACCGCAUCUUCUGCGCGUUCGACCGCUGCAACGACGGCGUCAUCCGAAUGGACGAGUGGGUGUGCGGCCUGAGCGUGUUCAUCAAGGGCGACAACGACGAGCGCACCGCCUUCUGCUUCCGUGUGUACGACCUCAACAGCGACGGACACAUCAGCCGCGAGGAGAUGUUCCACCUGCUCAGGAAUUGUCUGGUGAAGCAGCCCCAGGACGACGACCCGGACGAGGGUGUCAAGGACCUCGUGGAGUUAGCACUCAAGAAGCUUGACUAUGACAAGGAUGGCAAGGUGUCCUUCAAAGACUUCCAGGCGGCCGUCAAGGAUGAGCCGCUGCUGUUGGAAGCCUUCGGCCAGUGCCUUCCAUCGGGAGGGGCGUGCCAGACCUUCUUGUCCACUCUCAGGUCCUGAGGGGGCCUCUCUGUCUAUGCCACUCUUUGCUGGAUUGUCCGAAUUGUCCAUUUCUCCUCUCCCCCAGAGCCUUCACUUGAGAACUACGAGGUCUGAAAUGCGUUCCCAAAUUUAUUAGUCCGGCCUUUAUGGUACACUUUUGAAAACCAAAGCACUAACAAUGUUUACACCUAUACACCUAGCAUUCUACUACUGUUCAGAAGAGUGCAAACUAAGAGAAAGUCAUUAAUGGAAAAGAAACAAAAGGUUCAUCAAUUAUCUUUCAACUUUGAGAAGGCAAUUUGAGUAAUUGGUAUUAUUGUUUAUUGUAGCACCACAAGGCAAAAAGAGGGAAAAACAUAAAUCACAAUUGUGAUAAAACAGUGAGUAAGUACACAAAGCAAAGUAUUACUUGAGAAUUGAGCCAAGGACUCGAGUCAACAUAAACAAUAUAACGUAACACCUGACUGCAGUAUAGGCUGUGAUUAAAGUAGAAAAGAAACAGUUUUUUCUUGUUUCUGUUGUGUAUGACCAAAAUACAUACACAAUUUGAUUGUUGUUUCACCUAGAAUCUAACAACUGUAUUUAUUGUACACCUGUAAAAUACUAAUAUUCUAGCUGAGUUCAGUAGGUGAAAUUGUUUUAGCACAAUAAAAAAUCAAGGACUUGGGGACUUGAGAAUACCAAUAAAUAUAGAUACAUUUAAUACUGGGAGCCGGGGGCUAAAGUAAAUAGAAUAAUAAUCAGACUUCACAACAAAAACAAAAAAGAUCAAGGGCAAGAUACCUCAAAUACUGAUAAAAAUCCAUAUCCAUCAUUCUUACAACAAGCUGUACCUGUAUUGAGUAUACAUCAUAAGAAUGUUGAAAUAUUCAGCCACCUUGUUUUCAGUAUAGAAUGCACACACACCAUGGGUAUAGAUAGUUAGGAUGGGCUUCCAUCAAGUAAAGAUGACAAUAACUAAAGGAAUUUUAGUUGGCAGUGUUAUACACUUUCCAUCAGAAGUAAGUAGAUAGAUAACUAAACAAAUUGCUGACCUGACAGAUAUGCCAUCAUCUCAAAGAUGCACAAGAUGCAUCAUGCCCAAACAAAUACCUAGUGGAGCAGAUUCAUGCAUCACUCUUCAUGAUUAUAUAAAAUAUAAGGAAAGUAAUACAAUAAUGAGAUUUCAUUAAACAAUACUUGCAGAUUUUAAAGGACAGUCAAAAUGCAGCAUAGCAUUGUGUCCACUAGUCGGUGGGACUUGCAACUAGUGAUAGAUAAAGCAACACAUGUAAGACACAGAAGAAUUACCAACAUAAGGUAUUUCCAAAUUCUACUACCAGCAAAUGAGAAUGAUAACAAAAAAAAAAGAAAAAAAAAGAUAA